Messenger RNA from Darwinula stevensoni, 10815 nucleotides. Lineage: Eukaryota; Metazoa; Arthropoda; Ostracoda; Podocopida; Darwinulidae. The record is from the annotation of a GenBank genome assembly.
AUGGAGCCCGAGCCCGUCGCCAUGUCCCUGGCUCCUGGUGGCGACUUCCCUGCAACAUCAGUGGCGACUGCGACAUCAGUAAAGGUCCCAACAACGAGGACAACAGGAGUUGAUCAACAACAUCAACUACAAAAGGGACAACUACAGGAGCAACGAAACGGUCGUUUGGAUGAGCCAGGGAUGAGUCCCGAGCAGAGUUCUUCCCCUCCUGUGGACAUGGUGCAGGCAUCCUCUCCGCCCGAUCCCACUUUCACUUCCACUUCCCCUCGACACAAUCCUGUCAGUGAGGAUGUGGAGAAGUUUGACGGCAAGAUCGUAUAUAACCCCGAUGGGUCUGCAUAUAUCAUCGACGAUCCUGGCGAACUCAGCGAAGAGGAUGCUUCAAGUGGCCUUGACUUGCCGAAACAAGAGGGUUCGAUUGUCGAUGCUGGCAGGGAAGAAUUGUCGGCCAAAAUCCUCCCACCUCUUGCUUCGGCAUUCUAUGUCUCGCGAAAUCCGGCCCUUUACCAAGCUCUUUAUUCCCAGGGAUACCCCAGCCUCAUGCCCGACAAGAAAGUUCCUGAUGUUCCUGUGGUACAUAGUUACAGAGUGUAUACUGUUCGUAGUCAGACCUCGCAGAAGUCUCGCGAUGGCGAGAAAACUGAGAACGGGAAAGACAAAUUCAAAGUUCCUCCCACAGACUUUUCUUCUGUGCCGAUCAAGCCCAUUUUGAUGUGUUUUAUGUGUAGGUUGUCCUUUGGUUACGUGAAAUCUUUCGUCACUCACGCGAUGAGUGAUCAUGGCAUGGUUUUGAACGAUGAGGAAAAGGAGAUCAUGAGCCAGAGGAACACUUCAGCUGUGAUUCAACAAGUUGGGAAGGAGAAAGAGCCCUUGAUCUCCUUUUUAGAACCCGUUUACCCAGCCCCUCGACACGAAGAGGGUCACGGGAGAGGGCAUCGCCCAUCUCCACCCGAUGAUGGAGCAGCCUCGUUGAACUCUUCAGUCCCAUUUUGGAAGAAUCCGACAAGGACAUCUCCAUCUCGUGGGAGCCACGAGGUCCAGGUAUCUAGUCCCGUCUCAAGUGCUGGCUUGGCAAGUGAGACGUCACCUGGUCGGGAGUCGGUGAGUUCGCGCACGCCAGAAACUCGACCAGCAGCGAGUCCCUGCAGCAAGAGCUCGACAUCCCCUUCGCCAGCACGCUUAUACCAGGCUUCCGAAGCCUGCGACACCUCCCUGGCAGAUCCUGGGACCUUGAAGCGUCCUCCUUCCGUGUCUCCUGGCCACCUGAAACAAGGAACGCCGGUUCAUACUACGUCCGCGCAUUCACCAAGCGGGGUCCCUUCUGGCAAUCCUUCUCCCUCCGGUAUGAGCAUCGGUGCCUGCCCCGAACACAUUAAUGGAAAACCGAAUGGUCUCGAAUGUGCGAAUUGUGAUCUCAUCAUGAAUUCCUCGCAACUGGGAUGUCACAUUGGCCUCAUGCAAUCUAGAAACUCUUGUAAGACCCUCAAGUGUCCCAAGUGCAACUGGCACUAUAAGUACCAGGAAACACUAGAGAUCCACAUGAAGGAGAAACAUCCAGAGAAUGAGACGACCUGUAUUUACUGCAUCACCAACCAACCUCAUCCGAGGCUAUCCCGAGGCGAGUCCUACACUUGUGGAUACAAGCCUUAUCGUUGCGAGGUGUGCAAUUACUCCACGACCACAAAGGGGAAUUUGAGCAUCCACAUGCAGUCGGAUAAACACCUGAACAACAUGCAGGAACUGCAGAACGGUGGAUCCCAACUUCCUGCGCAAGUCCCAGAAAGCAAUCAGUUACCACCUCAGCUUCCUCCUUUGCCCCCGAGCCCUCACGCUCCUGGCGUUCAAAAGGUGAAACAGAAGCCGACUUGGAGAUGCGAUGUCUGUAAUUACGAGACAAACGUUGCACGGAAUCUCCGCAUCCACAUGACAAGCGAGAAGCACACUCACAACAUGAUGGUGUUGCAGCAGAACGUAAAGCACAUGCAGCAGCUGAGUGCCCUGCAUGCCCAGGCCAAUUCGGGGCAGCUGGAUGCGUCAUCCUUGAUGCAGAUCAUGGCUAUGUCCGGCGAAAAAUCUACAUCAGAGGCCACCUUAGCUGACAUGGCGUACAGUCAAGCCGUUCUCUUGCAGCUGAUGACGGGUGGUUCCCUUGCUAGUCAUGGAAUGGAUCCAGAGAUGUCAACUCCGGUGCCUCCCGAAGCCCUGGAGCAGGGCGAUCCCGUGGAACCGAAUCCAUCUGGCAUGUUCCAAUGCUGCGUCUGUGCCAUAUUCUCCACUGAUAACUUGGAAGCUUUGAAUCAGCACUUGUCGGCCGACCGGAGUCGACUCCCAGAGCCCGAUGUCCUCGUACUCGUUGCUGGCAAUUACAUCUGUAAGCUGUGCAGCUACAAAACCAACUUGAAAGCAAAUUUCCAACUGCACUGCAAGACGGAUAAGCACCUGCAAAAGCUUCAGCACAUGAGUCACGUUCGAGAAGGAGGCCCGAAAAACGAUUGGAGGUUGAAAUAUUUGAACCUGACUCAACCGGUCCAGGUGCGGUGCAAUGCUUGCGACUUCUACACAAACAGUACUCACAAACUUGGACUUCAUAGCCAGUCCCAAGCUCACGAUGUUGGUGCUAUGCUCUGGUGGCAUUUGCGGAGAUGUGAAGACGGCGUGAGGGGAGAAGGCCGCCUGUACUCCUGCGGAUUGUGUGCUUUCACGACAACCGUGAAAAUGCAGAUGGUGAAGCACGUGCGGUCUGUGAAACACAUACAAGCUGAACAGUUACUCCAGCUGAAACGUCGCCAAGAGGGCCACGACACCGUAGCAGAAAUGGCAGAUAUAUUCUUCGUGACCAGUCUGGGAGAUAUCGAAGAACACGCUUCAGAUAAGAGAGAAGGGAAAUCCUCAGACCUGGACCAGGAUGGAGAAGAUAGCAGCCGGCUGAAGUCCGCUCUCGAAAAGGAGAACAAGGGAAGUAUUGCUUGUCCAUUGUGUCAAGAAGCAGCAUCAGACAGGGCUGGCCUCGAGAAGCAUCUCAUGCAGAUCCAUAACGUUAAUUUCGACGGCAUGCAGCGACUCUUAGCCAUGGUGGGUCAAUCGCAUUGGUUAUCUGGCCAAAAGGGCUCGUUUGAGGAUGUGGUUAUGAAAGAUGAUCAAGAAACCUCGGACUCUGAGCUUCCUGACGAACUCAAAUGUCAAACUUGUCAUACUACCUAUCGUACAGUUGAGGAAUUGGCUAGUCAUCAAACAGCUGCUGAUCAUGUCGAAUUGAAGCAGACUCCCCGAGGUCCUGGGUAUCUGUGCUGGAAGAAGGGCUGCAAUCAAUAUUUCCAGAAUGUCCAAGCCCUUCAAACUCAUUUCAUGGAAAUUCAUGCGAAAAACCAACAACUGGCCGUCUCUGAGAGACACGUCUACAAGUAUCGCUGCAACCAAUGCAGCCUGGCUUUCAAGACCCUGGAGAAGUUACAGUUGCACUCCCAAUAUCAUUUGAUUCGAGAGUCCACCAGCUGCAUUCUUUGUCACAGAAGCUUUCGAUCUGUUCAAGCUCUGCAGAAGCACUUGGAGACUGCUCACAAUGACUUGCCAGAAGCCAAACUUCAGCAAUACAAAGCUAGUCUCAUGAAUAAUCCUGUGGUACAGGCUGGCUUGAGUGGACAGGUUCUCGACCCUGCUGCCAUGGAACUCCUGAAGAAAGAAUCGACUAAGGACGAGGAAUGUGGACCAGAUGAGGACGAAGACAAACCAGAUGAAGAAAAUGCCAACGAAGACGAUGAGGACUCCAAAUCCGGCGAUGAUUCAGGUGGUUCAAAGCAGCAAGUCCUGGAGGACUAUUUGAAUAGUCCAGCCGUGGCUGAGGACAGUUACAAUGAUCCCUCAAGGAAAUACAAGUGUCAUAAAUGCAAGGCUGCCUUUACAAGGCAAAGUUACCUGACCAGUCAUAACAAGACCUUGCUUCAUAGAAAGGGAGAGAAGCUGAGCUACCCGAUGGAGAAGUAUCUGGAUCCGAACAGACCUUUCAAGUGUGAGAUCUGUAAGGAAUCUUUUACGCAGAAGAACAUUCUAUUGGUUCACUAUAACUCAGUGAGUCACCUCCAUAAGCUGAAGCGAGCCAUGCAGGAGCAACAGUCUCAGCCUGGUACUCAAACUGACGGUAGCAGUCCUCCUGGUGCGAGUAUGCUUGCUAGCAUUGCCAACAAGGAGCUGGACGAUGACAAGAAGCCCUACCGGUGCAAUAUAUGCCGAGUUGCCUACAGUCAGGGAUCCACGCUUGAUAUUCAUAUCAGAUCUGUUCUGCAUCAGACGAGAGCCUCCAAGAUUCAGGACUUAGCCCUGUCAGGUCAAUUGGAUUUGAAUAAGCCUCUCAUUGAGCAACCAGAGCACCACAGAGCUCAAGAGACACAAAAGAAAAUUUUACAAGACAUGUUAGGGGUAGGAAAAUACACACAACCCCUGUCGUUGGAGACGUCUUCUCAAUUCAGUCCUCCCUGCACCAGCACAGCAAUGACCACUUCACCGACGCCACGGUCGGGGAGUGCCCAACAGUCUCCCAAGUCGGCACAUUCUUGCAGCAGAUGCGGAGCUAUUUUUGGGAAUCAAGAGCAGUUGACGCAGCAUCAACAAUUCAGCUGCUUAUUCCAGUCACCGAUGGCAUCCCUCUCAGCUGUUGAGGGAACAUCGCAAAUGAUCCUACAGCAAGCCCAGCGUCACCAGGGCGAAGACCAUCGUUCAUCUCCCGACAAAGAUAUGCUGGAGGAAACUCCGCGUUUCACCAUACCAGUCAAGAAAUCGUCUCUCGUACAGAAACAACUUCUGAGAAGCUACGGUUUCGAGCUGGUGAUGCAAUUCUUGGAAUAUCAUCAAAAGAGAACAGCAGAGGAGAGUUUAGGUGAUAGGUCAGACGAAGAUAAAUCUCCGGAAGGCGAGGAAGCGGAAGGGAGAAAUCAGAACAUCCCCGAACUCGAGAAGUCUGUCUGUCGCUCUUGUGGGAAGCAAUUCUCAAGCAUCUGGGUGGCCAGAGCACAUGCUGAAGAAAUUCAUCAAGACUUUGUCCCGUUCAGCACCGUGGAAACAUUUGCAGAGGAAUUCAGGAAGGAUUACGACGAGAGGAUGGUGGAAGCCGGUGGGUCUGAGGACUCAGAUCAAAGACCCCGAGAAGAAGAGGGGAAUCCAUCUGGAGGGCAUCUCUUGUCUGAAGCUGGUGCCUUGAUGCAGGCAUCUGGAGAAUCCGCAAUAUCCUCUGCAAGUGGAGCAGGCAAUCCCCUUUACACCACGGCAACCAGUGGCAUGGAUAAGAAAACUACAAUUUCAUCCUCAGCUUCAGUUUCUCCAAAUCUCUUCCAACAGCAAAUGGGAGACAUGACAGCAGCGCUUUCUGCGAUGCAACAGAUGCAACUUAAUCCAAUGAUGAUGGCUAGUCUCAGCCUUGGAAUGGGCCUUCCAUUUGGGAUGAAUGCUCUGACGGCCAUGAACCUGCAGCCGCCACUCUUCCCAUUCAUGAUGGCACCCCCCCUCGAUCCCGUGAUGACUGCUGCUAUGAUGCAACAAUCUCAAAAUUCUCUCGUUCCUGGAGCCAUAGACCCUAACUUAUUGGCUAGCCACCAGCAAAAAUUGUUGCAACAGCAACAACAUCAGCAGCAAGUUGCCGGUCCCUCAAAGAGAGCUCGAACCCGAAUCACCGAUGAACAGUUGAAGAUCUUGAGAGCUCAUUUCGAUAUCAACAAUUCGCCAUCUGAAGAACAGAUCAAUGAGAUGGCCCAACAAAGCGGCCUCCCUCCCAAGGUCAUCAAGCACUGGUUCCGGAACACACUCUUCAAAGAGAGACAGAGAAACAAAGAUUCUCCUUAUAACUUCAGUAACCCCCCUUCGACGACGCUGAACUUGGAGGAAUAUGAGAAGACAGGGGAGGCGAAAGUGACUUCCCUCGCAAGGCAGGACGAAGACAGCAGUUCUCAGAAAGACGAGAGUGGGAAGCCUCCAGAGCAGAAAAGAGCCAGGAUUUCUGAGGAUCCCAUUCCGAGUGUGAAAAUCAAGGAUGCAAUGGACGAUGCUGGAGGGGAACACAGUAGAGAGAAUAAGACAUCGUCAAAACCAACUAGUCAGAGUCAGGAAGAGAUGAGUGCUGUGAAGCUGGAAUCUCCGAAACCCCCUUCCUCAUCCUCUACCCCUUCCAGUCUCACGUUGACCUCAAUCAUCUCAUCUCAGCUGAAUUCAGAAAUGGCUUCCCGUGCUCCUCAGUUCUCGACCCCUUUGAAUCCCCUAGCCCCCUUCCAAGUAUCACCUCAUACAGGAGGAUUCCUACCUUUUCCACCGACCCCUCCUCCACCGACUGCUGUGAAAUCUGAAAUUUCACCUGCUCAUUCCACACCUACCUCGUCUUAUUCCUCCACCCCCACCACUAGUAACAGUGCAGGAGGCACAGGGAAGAGAGCAAAUCGAACUCGUUUCACUGACUAUCAAAUCAAGGUCUUGCAAGAGUUCUUCGAGAACAAUGCCUACCCUAAGGAUGACGAUCUCGAAUAUCUUUCCAAGCUGCUGAACCUCAGUCCUCGAGUGAUUGUUGUCUGGUUCCAGAAUGCUCGACAGAAAGCCCGCAAAGUAUACGAGAAUCAACCACCCAUUGAUCCGAGCGAUGAAGGCGCAGGUCGAUUCCAACGAACACCUGGGCUGAAUUAUCAAUGCAAGAAGUGUCUUCUCGUCUUUCAGAGAUAUUAUGAGCUUAUUCGGCACCAAAAGUCUCAUUGCUUCAAGGCUGAGGAUGCAAAACGAUCAGCCCAAGCUCAGGCUGCAGCAGCAGCGGUUGCCGCUGGCAGUAUCCCCACCCACAGCGAAGACUCGAGCUCCAGUUCCAUUGCAGACUCCUGCAACACAGUGACAUCCUCUCAGCAUUCUCAGCACAUUCCUUCCGUUAAAUCGGAAUCGCAGUUUCAAUGUGAGCAGUGCAAGUUGGUAUUCCCACGCUUUGAACUUUGGAGGGAGCAUCAGCUCGUUCAUAUGAUGAAUCCAAAUCUUUUUGCAAGUCAUCAUGUGGGUUCAGCCGGAGCUAUGACUCAGCCGGAAGGUUCCACCAACAGCUCACCAGGCCCGGAAUCAUCUUCUCAAAAAAGAAGACCCGAAGAAUCUGAAGACGAAAAAGACGAUCAGCACAGCAAAAGGCUUAGGACAACCAUUCUGCCCGAGCAGCUGGAUUACCUGUAUCAGAAAUACCAGGUGGAAAGCAAUCCAAGUCGAAAGAUGCUGGAAAAUAUAGCCAGAGAAGUCGGCUUGAAAAAGAGGGUGGUGCAGGUAUGGUUCCAAAAUACAAGGGCUAGAGAAAGGAAAGGUCAGUACCGUGCUCAUGCUCAUGUGAUCAACAAAAGGUGUCCCCUUUGCCCUGCACUCUUCAAAGUCCGCUCAGCUCUCGAAUCUCAUUUGGCAACGAAACAUUCCGAACAGUUUGCUCGGGGCGAGAUCAAUGUGGAUUCCCUGCCAGAUGAAGAUUCUGGGCCUGAGACUAGCGUUCCAUCUCACAUACCUUACUCUGGACUCUUGUACUCCAACCUAGAACAAGAUGUGAAGAAGCAGUACGAAGAAGCCCUCCGGGGUUACCUUGGUGAUGACACCUCAGUUCACAGUGGAUCUCAUGGCACAGAUACCCCCCUUGACCUCAGUAAACCAGGAGGGGAGUCAAUGAUAGAGGAAGUACGAAUUGGUGGACUGCAGGACGAAACCCUGUCCGUGACAUAUUCUGAAUCGACGGAUUGCUGCGACGGGGAAGAGGAAACGAAUCCAUCGACAUCCCCUCAACCACUUCCGCAGUCUGCGAAGCAGUCAUCCGGUGGUGGGAAGAGAUUCCGGACGCAGAUGUCCAGCCUCCAAGUCCGUGUUAUGAAGAGCAUCUUUGCCGACUACAAGACCCCUACUAUGGCCGAAUGUGAGCUUCUGGGGCAAGAAAUCGGGCUCCCGAAAAGAGUGGUACAGGUUUGGUUCCAGAAUGCCCGCGCUAAAGAGAAGAAGAACAAGUUAGCCCUUGCUAAGACGCUUGGCUCGGAAAUAGAGGCUCCUCCACCCCCCGAAGAAUGCACCUUCUGCAAGGUGCGCUACUCUCACAAGUACGCUCUUCAAGAUCAUUUGUUCUCCAAGAGGCAUAUCAACGCUUUGAAAGCGGCUUCGGGUGACGAGGGUCCCAAGUCCACUUCGCCCAGCACCAACGGUCCCAAACCAGGAGAGAAUUUUCCCAUGCAAGGAGACAGUGAGGCAGAAAGGUUCCUAAUGCAGAUGUAUGGUUUCAGUAUGGCUUCAGGGUCUUCGCCGUCGGCAGCUGUCUUGAGUCAUGCUCCAUUCAUGCCGCCAUUAUCCGGUUUCCAGCCGAAUUCUCUUCCUGGAGAGAAGAGAGAUCCAGACUACCCGUCCCUUACCUUCGGUCCUCCAUUCAUCGGAGAUGCCAUCUCAGUCUGCUUGCAUUUCUGGCAGCUUCAGUCCGUGAUUAAUAAUGGGCAGGGGAAGAGAAGAAUAGACGAUUUAAUGUUGGGGGGGAAAGAAGGAAUAAACGAAGAUGACUCGUGGGAUGGGAAGGGGAGACCAGGUCUUCCGGACGCUUGGUCAAGGGGGAUUCCUCUCGGAUUGCUUCAAUUGCCCAUGACUGUAGUGGCUCAAGUGAGUGGCGUCCUUGCGGAACCGGGCACCUCCAAGGUGGCCUUCACGCAGGAUGGCAAGAAUGUGACUUCGGAACCAGGUGCUUCGGAGGUGGACCUGCCCUUGGCAGUCGUGUGUAAGGGUUGCCGUUGUGCAUUCCCAACCGAAGUCCAAGUGGCAGGUCAUCAAUGCCCUGGGCGGAGCACGGGAAUGGGGAUGCUGCGAAUCCUGCAGCACUUCUACGCCUGCUGUGUUUGUCAAGAAAAAUUUCCGACAGCCGAAGCAUAUCGAGUGCAUAUGGCAAACGAGCAUCAUCGCCACUUCCAGGCUGGAGGGACGGACUCGAAUGGGAAUAUAGCCAAGGGGGAAAGCGCCGAUAAUCCACGCUUAGGUGGGGGAGAGGUGACCCAUAGGUCACCACCCACCGCUCUCCGUAUGGGACAAUAGAAAAGAGGGAGGAGAAGGGGGGUCUUGUGAUGGCUAGUAAUGUGAUGAAUCAAGAUUGUGUGAAUGUGAUCCCUUCUUCGAGUUUAUUCAUCAGAAAUCGUGUAUGAAUUCCAUCUGUAUCUGUCUGUCGCCUCUAGAACCGAAAUCUCAUUUCCGUAGGGUUCCCAUUAUCCUUGUUCUGUGAACGAGCUUGAAAAUUAUGUGUGUAUUUAUUGUGAGAGACGCUUCUGUUCCGUUGAUAGCUGGGGGGAAGAAACCAACUUUUUUUUUUAAGGAAAGCUUAGAAAGAAUUCGUUCAGGAGGGCAUUGACAAGGUCAAAAAGACAACACCUUGCUAAAAGAUGGGUAUGCCGAUCAUGCUUUCUUUCAACUCUCUCCCUUCAAUACGAGGUUGUUCACGCUUGUCGUCUCCGAGUACAUGUGAUGUGAAUCCUUUAUUAUAUUAAUUAUUAUUAUUAUUUUUUUGUGCUGUCCUCUACCAUUGUGAAAACAGGUGUGUUGCAUGAGGCGUUCACUGCCUACGUUCAGGGUGGCUACACAUUCCACGAAGUUCCUACACGUUUAACCUGACAAGUUCCUAUUGAGAAACUCCUUGUUGAAAUGAGAAACUCCAACCCUCGCGAUUCUCGAUACGAUAUUCCGAAUAUUAUAUUUUUUACUCAGUGGUGUUUCCAUAUUCCGAUGGCUUUUUCUGAUUUCCCCCCCUGGCCUCUCCGUCGGAGGAUGAUACCCAAUCAGACGAGAAGUGAAGCACGGAGAGUGUUCCUUCUGUGCCUUGAAAAAAAGAAAAGAGCAAAAACUCAUCCUCGAGUUCUUCCCGUUGGAUGGAGUAAGACACAUAGAGCUGCUCGCACAAAAACGAGCGUCGUCGUAUCCAGCCUCGAAACGAAAAGUUCCUAUAAAAAGCCUAGGCCUAAUCCAGAAAUCUGUUCUUCCAACAAGUCAUCCCCCGACUGAGAAAAUAAUCUUUGAAUCUUUGAAUUCUCCUGCUGCUUGGAAAGAGUUUCCCCCAUGUGCCAUGAACGACACUUUUUUGCUCACAUCUUCCCUACAAUCCCUUUUGGAAGACUCUGACUGAGCCUUUCGCUGUUCAACGUCUUCUCUCUUUCUCUCUCUGUCUCACUCUCCCUCUCACUCUCACUUGAAACCUCGCAAAAGAAGUGCCACUUGACAUGUCCCUCAAAGUUCCUAUUUCAGAAGGGAGAGUAUUAUUUAUUCUGUUUUCAUGUUUUAUGACGAUGGCCGUGAGUGGGUGAUGAUGAUGAUGAUGACCGAGGUGGUGUGUUGAUAGCCGUCGUGGCGUCCGAUAGUAGUUCCCAGCCAGAAAAAGAAAAAAAAACACACAAAAAAGAGAGAGCAAUGACGGUGCUUGGUGUGUGACCCUUUUGAAUGUUGAACCCCCAUCCUGUGAGGUAGAGUUCCAUCCCUUUCCCCCUGAUAAUUCCUCGCUUUCCUUCUCAUUUUCUGCUUCUUUUUUUUUAAAUUCGACCUCUUUUUUUCUACUUGUGUCACCCGAAUCCUUGAUAUCCCUGGCGCUUCAGUCAUUCACCGUUUGGAUAAAUUAUGUGGAUAUUUAUUCCUUGUUUUCUGUGAAUGAGCAAGUUAUCAAAAAUAUAAGAAGCGAAGAGUGUGAUGGUUUACUUUUUUUUUUCUUCUUUUUUUCCGUUUUUUUUUUCCCCUGCUUACCCAUCUGGCCCUGGCCUCCUGCAACCCCGCACGAAAAUGAGAACCCUCUACCUCACUCGUAACCGAAAGUUCCUAAGACAAUGUGCU